This is a messenger RNA of Austrofundulus limnaeus, 4587 nucleotides long. RefSeq names its product Rho GTPase activating protein 27 (gene arhgap27). The record is from RefSeq and is a predicted model, not a curated record. Gene Ontology annotation, molecular function: protein binding. NCBI's taxonomy places the organism in Eukaryota, Metazoa, Chordata, Actinopteri, Cyprinodontiformes, Rivulidae. Gene Ontology annotation, cellular component: cytoplasm. Gene Ontology annotation, biological process: regulation of GTPase activity; signal transduction.
UAGUAAAAAUACAAAAGCUACAAAAACAAAAGUCAGAGCACACAUCUCCUAAAUGAGCUGAGUGUUUAAUUGCACAAAGUAUGCAGAAGUAUCGACUGAAACCGUUUCGAAAUGAUGCAAAAUAACCAUAACUGAGCCACAAAAGCAAAAUGUGUAAAGUCAUGCUGAAAUGUUUUGGUUUCAAUGGACAUAAAAACAAUAAAACCAACUCAAGUUUUCAAAAGAGGAAAUGAGGUCAACUCAACUGCAGAUUAAACACGUGACGCUUUAAGCUGUAUCAUAUUUAACUAAACUAACAAGAACAAGGCUCGGAUUAUGCGCUGUGGGUGACUUUCUACAACUACUGGAAGAGAUUUUAGCUCAACACCUGUACGACUGAUUGAGUUACAGAUGUUUUUUUUUUGUUUUAGCUGAUGUCGAUUAGCUGUAGCGGCCAUCUUGAAUGGCGACCACACAGACAAAAACAAAGUUUUUCAAAAAGUUCUAAAACGUUGAGUUGUUUUCAGUUGAACUUAGCCGUUAGCUUGCUCAUAAUUUAGCUCAUUUCUCCAUUCUGAGGUCGUGCAAAAAAGCCAUCUACGACAGGUGAGAUAUUGAUUGUUCAUGAUGUUUCCACAGAGCUCUACUUCACUUGAUUUAGUUUAUGCUUUCAAGUUGGAAAGAAGUGGUUUAAGUAGGUGGAAGUGAACCGUGGACCUCUGACUGACGUUUAUGGUAGCGAAAGUCACACAGUUUCCUCUAUUUUCCAGCUCCGACAUGUCGACCCUGCAGCCGCAGUGAGCAGCAUGGCGCUGGUGUUGGUGGAGCACGAGUAUGAGUACAAAACGAGGAGCGGCCGGCUCGUGUCCAUCAAGCCCAACGAGAGGUACGUCCUGGUCUCCAAGUCCAACGAGCACUGGUGGCACGUGCGCAGGGACCAGCACACCCGGCCCUUUUACGUCCCUGCCCAGUACGUGAAGGAGCUCUCGGCCCGACGCUCCCCUGGUUCCGAUGAGUCGGGCUCAGAUGAGUGCGUGAUUAAGAAGCCGCCACAAGUGACGCGUGCGUCGGACUCCAGGGAGACGCACCGCUUUUCCACGUUCGGUUUGUGCGUCAGCCUGCCGGACCCAGCUUCACGUGAGCCUCCGAGACCAAAACAGACUCUGACAAAGACAGAAAACUCCUCUAAGAGGUUUUCAAUCUCCGCGUCGGAUUUGAAAACCGAGAACAGGCGUCACUCGAACCCUCGGCCUGCGGAUCAGCCCAGAGACAAGCAGCAGGAGCAGCCAAAAGCCACAAAACAGGAUGAGCCCACUGAGCAGACCCCUCUGGGUGACGGAGACGGGGACUUCCCUUUACCCCCUCCUCCAGCACAGAUGUGCUGCACGGUUCCAGAGAUAAAUAUAACAGAGUUUGACUCUUUUCCUGAGCCGCCAGACUUUGUUGGCCCGGAUGAGUCUGCAACGAAAGAACCACAGCAGAAGAGUUUGGACCAAACUACAGGAACAACUUUAAAGACAGAAGGUGCAGAAUGAGAGUCGUCACACAGCCGUCUACGUCAACGUAGCACAGCUUCGUCAAAGUGUCUCAGAGUCGCCCCCGUCGGACCCCUCUCCCUGCUCUCCUUCCUACCUCAGCCAGGAGGGAUGGGAGGUGCAUGUUGACCAGGAGAGCGGACGGGAGUACUACUACCACCCCGCCACGGGGCGCACCACCUGGGACAACCCCCUUUCAGAGUCUCCCACGGACCCCGAGCACCUCCCCGCCAAGGAACCUUGCUCCCCGUCGCCCCUCCAGUCACCUUUCCUGCCCACGUCCCCCGCUUCCAGGUGGUCAUCAGACUGGGAGCAGCUGGUGGAUGAAACCAGUGGUCAGCCUUAUUUCUACAACCCGACGUCAGGGGAGACGUCCUGGGAGCCUCCUGAGCAGCAGAGCCCGUACCCCCUACUGAUGGAGCCUAUGAGCGUGCACAGGUUUCAUAACGAUGGACCGCCACCAUUACCUGAGGAGGACUACCCGCCGGAGGAUUACCCAGGUGCAGAUCAAACCGACUCCUACGAGGAGCUCAACGCGGCCAGACCUCCUACCCUCCACAAAGAGUACACCUAUAACCAAGUGAGCCGCACCAUCAUCCCUCGGGCAAACCUGGACCGGACCACCCCGCCUGGCUGGAAUCUGACCGUGGAACCCAACGGGACCUGGGUCUUCACCCAUGAAAACUCUCCUGAUCAGUGGAUCAAGUCUGUGGACGAUCAGGGUCAGUCCUAUUACUACCUGAGAGACGGCUCCAGGUCCCAGUGGAACCUGCCCGAGGCUCCUGUAGGUCCGASUCAUUCUGGGUUGGAGAACGAUGAUGAUGAAGCUGAGAAUGUUCCCGUCAUAAAGAACUGGAGGGAUUCAAAAGGACCAGCCCAGUUCUCCUCGUCCCAGGAUGAUGGGAGGUUCGUCCCGACUCACAGGAGGAACACUUCGGACUACAGCAGCGACAGCUCCAGCACAGGGAACUCUCCAGAGGCGCAGCAGUGUGUGCCAAACUUGGAGAAGGCCGGGAUUCUCAACAAAACGAAAGUGUGUGAGAAAGGAAAGAAAGUGAAGAAAAACUGGACUCCAACGUGGACGGUUCUUCGCGGAGGAGUGCUGACAUUUCACAAAGACCCUAAAUCUACUGGAGGCGCGGUGAACAAGACCAAUCAGAUCGUCCCAGAGAUCUCCGUGGAGCUGAAAGGAGCAUCGAUUAACAAGGCCACAAAGGACAAAUCCAGUAAAAAGAAUGUGUUGGAGCUGAAAGGGAAGAACGGUGUGGAGUUUCUCUUACAGAACGACACAGAAAGCAUCAUCACUGACUGGCACAAGAUUUUAGGGGACACUAUUCGACAACUCGAGUACCAAGAGCAUCAUUCAGAGGAAGAGGAGGAAAACGUGUACGAAAAGAUCGGCAACCCAGAACAAGACAAGGCAGAAAAGCGAAAAUCCUACAAGCCACAGGUUACGCYCUCGCCCAGCAACGCCGGGGAAACCGACCCGAAGAAGGUCCGAACCAAGCUGAUGAAGCUGCUCAUGAAGCGCCCGACGCUGCAGUCGGUCAAAGAUAAAGGCUACAUCAGAGAAACCGUGUUUGGUUGUCAUCUGACCGACCUGUGUACUCAGGAGAACACCACCAUUCCCAGUUUUGUGGAUAAAUGCAUUAAAGCGGUGGAAAAAAGAGGUUUAGACAUCGAUGGGCUCUACAGAGUCAGCGGGAACCUCGCCGUCAUACAGAAACUUCGCUUCAAGGCCGAUCACGAGGAGCUGGACCUCGAGGACGGUCAGUGGGAGGACGUCCACGUCAUCACCGGAGCGCUGAAGUUAUUCUUCCGGGAGCUUCCCGACCCGCUUUUCCCUUUCAGCCACUUCAACAGCUUCGUCGGAGCCAUCAGAAUCGCAGAUUACAACACAAAACUGUCUCACGUUAUUGACCUGGUCAGUUCACUUCCUCCUUCGAACCACGACACUAUGAAGCUGCUUUUUGGGCAUUUACAGAGGGUCAUCGACUACGGCGAGGACAACCGAAUGACGGUGCAAAACGUGGCGAUUGUGUUCGGUCCGACGCUGCUUCGACCAGAGAUGGAGUCCGCCAACAUCACCAUGCACAUGGUCUUUCAGAACCAGAUAGUCGAGUUCAUCCUAAACGAAUACGAUCAGAUUUUUGGCUAAAGCACAAAGAAGCGCUCCAGUUUUUUUGUUUUUUGUUUUUUUUUAGUUUCAGGUUCGGCUUUGUGGUUUGCAUGCAGCUUCGGCACCCCAUCUAAAACAUGUUUUCUAACACAAGUUAAAAGUGUCUCCAGACAUAAUGAGGGAUUUUUAGUCAUUUUUUCAGUAUUUCAGGAUUGAACUUUGAUGCACUCAGGUGAAGACAGGUGUGGUUUGAAUUUUAUAAAAAACAAAAUGUAGAGUUUGUUUUGUUUGUUUCUUUUUUCCUUUUUUUUUUUCCAAGAAAGGACUGUAUAAAAUUGCUUUUUCUCCUCAAGACUCCUGAAAUAUCCCAAGCCAUUUUCUCUUGUUUGGAUGUUUUGUGUUUUUGUUUGUUUUUGGUUUUUUUUUUCAGUUUCUCUAAAUUUCAGUUUCAUUAUAGCGUGGGUUCAACCUGGAUGGAUGCAUUAAUGUCUUAAAAAGAUGAUUGUUUUACCUUUGUUUUAAAACUUAAAAAAAUGUUUAUAUUCAUUGUUUUGGAUUUGAUGUUACUCUUAAUAAGGCAAUAACAAAUAUUCUAAUGUUUUAUAUUUGUUCUUUUCAGUCAACUCAUUUACCAAUAAAUUUCUUGUUGUAUAGAAAUGUAAUAAAUAUGAAAAUUAAUGCCAACAUUUUACUGUGGAGUAGAAAGUGAAAUAGAUAACUUAUGCACACUUAGAUUAUUUUUCACUGAAUUGUACCUAAGAGAUUGUAAAAAUAACGCCGUAUGAAGAUGUAGUGAUUUUAUUUUGAUAGCUUGUAGGAAAAUCAGUGAAGAUGAAUAGUGAAUGUUAGCAGCAAUGUAUAACUUGUAAAUAGCAAUAAAUGGCAAAUAUAUGUUGAAGGUUGCUGAAAAUGCACACAUUCUUCAAUAAUAAAAUAACUUUUGGCAAAACUGAA